This is a messenger RNA of Dermacentor andersoni, 774 nucleotides long. RefSeq names its product probable glutamate receptor. Gene Ontology annotation, molecular function: ligand-gated monoatomic ion channel activity. The record is from RefSeq and is a predicted model, not a curated record. Lineage: Eukaryota; Metazoa; Arthropoda; Arachnida; Ixodida; Ixodidae. Gene Ontology annotation, cellular component: membrane.
AUGAGGCCCAUGCUGGGAGUGUCAGUGGUCGACGGCAAAGUCGUCUUCGACGGCCUGGCCUGGUACAUCAUCCAAUGUCUGCAGCAGUCCCUCCGAUUCAAGACGCAGCUGCAAACAACGGACGAACAGAUCUGGUCCAGCCGACGUUCCACCGGCGAGUGGGGAGGUCCACUGGGAAUGCUGGAGCGAAAUGAGUCUGACAUCACAGCGCACCCAGUGAUACCGACGGCUGACCGUCUGACAGUCGGCACACCGCUACCAGCCUAUGUGUAUUCGAACCCGCGAUACUACGCCGGCACGCCCAACGCCUACAUGACCAGCGUGUUUGGAUACCUGAUGAGCUUCGACCUGGAGGUAUGGUUGGGAUUGCUGCUCUGCUGGCCUCUGGUGAGCGCCUUCAUAUCCUUAAUCGAAGCGGCGCGGUCUCCACUGAGCUUCAGGGACACCAUCACUGACAACCUCUUUGACAUCCUCGGGAUCAUGAUGUUUGAAGGCACUGUUCGACCCGUGCGUGACGCGGUUGGCCGCGUAAUGUUCGCGGUCUGGUGGCUGGCCGUUCUGGUGCUGAUGAACUCGUUCCAGGGCACAAUGAAGGCCAGCAUGAGCGUCAAGACGCCAACCGAACGCCUGGAGACAUUCCAUGAUGUUGCCGAGAGGCCGCACCUCAAACCGAUCAUCGUACGAGGAACUACAUUCGAGCACCAGUUCAAGGUCAGGAAGAAGAAAGCUACAUUCCCUAGUCAAGGAUACACCCCCGCGUUAAAGAGACAGUAA